UCGUGGAGCGGCCAUAUUUGAAACUAAGGAAAGUCAUCGGCCAUCAUGAAUCGUUUUAUCGAUAAUACAGUCAGCCAUGGAUUCAAAACUUGCGCUAUUUCUCUUGUUUGUAGUCUCUCAGUUGGCUGURUUAACUUUUUACCACUUUGAUGCAGUAGAUAGAAUUAGCAAUUUUAUAAACUACAGCAGAAGACGAUGGGCUAACUCGUCCAAGUAUAACUUCGAAUUUUCAAGUAAACAGACAACAGACACCGAAAGUUCAAACGGCGAAGGGUUUUUAUCAACAAUUGGUGAGACUGUGUCGGAUGUGAAAGAAUGGUUUACGUCGGUAUUGUCUGAGCCAUUUGACAUUCUUCCGCCACCAUCUUAUCUGACCAAUGGAGAUGUCAGAGACAAGCCUUUUGCUCCUCAAAUUCGAGAACAAGUAUUUUUGCUAAUAUUAAUAACAACUCAUCCAAAAUCAUCGUCCAGACGAAACCUAAUUCGUAAAACUUGGGCAGGAACUAUUAGUAGCAAACGCAGUGGUAAAGCUAGUAAAUCAACCAAUACAGCAUCAUCAAACAAAAAUGUAUAUUGUGUAUUUACCAUGGGAUUCGCAAAUGAUGUWCAUUUAGAUCAUCAUGUUGAAACUGAGUUCUAUAAAUUCGGGGACAUUAUCCGAGUGGACUCAAAAGAAACAUAUAGAACACUAGUCGAUAAAAUAUGGGGCUCGUUUGGAUGGGCCUUAAGUGUKCGACCUAAAUAUGUCCUCAAAGCCGAUGACGAUGUGUAUGUUAAUGUACCUAAGUUUAUCAGUUGGCUUCAAAACCCAAAACUUCCGCGUAAAUUGUAUGCAGGAUUCAUCCAUUACAGAGGAUAUGUAUAUAGAGAUCAUGGGUCACGAUGGUUUGUAAGUCGUGCACAGUUCCCUGGCUCACAUUUCCCGAAUUAUUGUGCAGGGCCUUUUUACGUGUUCUCUGGAAAUGUGUUGAAAAARCUGUUUGAUAACUCACAAAAGUUUAAAAAAUUUCAAGUGGAAGAUGCUUACUUUGGUCUGGUGGCAAAAAGCAUAGGAUUAGUACCUUACCACGCGGGCAGAGCUUUUCUUCUGGACCAUAAUUUACAUUCUACUCUGUCCAGGAUACCAGAUAGUAGAUUCCAGGAGUUGUGUGUGUUGGGACAUGGGUUACAAGAACAAGAAAUCAGCUACAUCCAUGAUAGAUACUUGAAAAUAGUCGAAAAAGACAACAAGAAAAGAAAAGGAAUAUUCAAUGUUUAMUGAAUUACUGCAAUUUCAUUCAUUAAUAAAUAAAUUCAGACUUUUUUUAACAGUACAACAGAAUAUAGGAAAAAAAGCCUUUUUUGACCGAAUUACGCAUACAAUAAGYUUGUGUUUAACACAGCUUUAAUGCAUCUGAUACCUUCAGGCUGAAGUAACUGGUGAAGAAUAAUGCGAUUAUACACAAUGAUUGUUCUUCUUUUCGGUAGGCUCUACCCUUCUACYGUCACGCAGACWUCGGAAACCCACUACAGCGUGCAAACCUCAAUCCAAUCACGAUAAAUAUCCAUACUUCAUAUAAUCAUAUUUUUAUUGUAUAUUUUCAAAUUCGAAUCAUGCGCAGAGGAAACGUACUUUAGAGGCUGAUGAUCAGAGAAAGGGGCUCAAUCCUGACGAAAAAUUGGCGCACAAAUAUCUAUAUUUUUAUAUACAUGUUAUAUGCCUUCAGUAUYUAAAGAGCAAGCGAUUCUGAAUCACAUUUUUACCGACUUAUUUGCAUAUGAACAGGCACCAACAGCGAAUAUAUGAAGGUUUUAAUGAAUUGAAAAGAUAUAUCUCUUGCCGCUUUAGAAAGGCUUAAACUAACAGCUGCUCAUGCACCGUCUUAUUCGCCGCUAAGUUUACGUCUGUAUAAYUUACAGUCUAACACAAUGAGUCUGUGCAUAAAAUAACUGUAAACUCCAUAGACGUUUGACGUUGUAUUCUGAUAAAUUUAACAUAAAUAAGAGCGCCUUUUUUGCUAAGCCAACGAUUAGCAGCCAGGAUGAAUAUUCAUGAUGCUUAGUGCACUAAUAUCGACAAGAAACAAAUCCAAUAAAAUAAUUGAUUUAGAGAAAACAAA
Molecule: messenger RNA, 2099 nt
Organism: Exaiptasia diaphana
Lineage: Eukaryota; Metazoa; Cnidaria; Anthozoa; Actiniaria; Aiptasiidae
Product: lactosylceramide 1,3-N-acetyl-beta-D-glucosaminyltransferase
Exons: 1
Coding region: 77-1261 (394 amino acids)
Cellular component (GO): membrane
Molecular function (GO): hexosyltransferase activity
Source: RefSeq, a predicted model, not a curated record